AUGACUUCCGGGGAAUCCCCUUCAGAGUCACGGUUUUUCGGCAAAGAUCUGCAUGCGCUUGCAGACCCCCAGCGGUCAUACGAUACCCCUCUUGCUGCUAUUGUACAUCUCGACCUUGACGCAUUCUAUGCUCAGUGCGAGCAGGUACGUCUCGGGCUCCCCAAACUCGCGCCUGUUGUAUGUCAGCAGUGGCAAGGCAUUAUUGCUGUGAGCUACGGUGCUCGCCGUUAUGGAAUUUCUCGUCACGAAACGAUUACUUCUGCACGACUUAAGUGUCCUAAGCUCAUAGCUGCACACGUUGCUACGUUUGCGCGCGGCGCAACUCACUGGGAGUAUGCAGACCCUGCAACUUCCUCUCCUGGAUUAUACCCACCGGCUAAAGAAACUCACAAGGUAUCACUGGACCCGUACCGGCGUGAAAGCAGAAAGAUUUUUGAGAUUCUGCGGAGAACAGUAAGUGUUUUGGAAAAGGCUAGCAUUGAUGAAACGUAUAUGGAUCUCGGUGCGUUAGUUUACGCAGAAUUGUUAGAAAAAUUUCCUGGGCUCGCAGAUUUAGGGCCAGAUGAUAAGUUACCUGAAAUUGUGUCAAUGGAGAGAUUAAAAACUGUUGGGUUGCAAUGGGAAGGAAGAGUGUUGGGGAGCUGUGGAGAUGAAUACCAAGGGGAUCCCAUUGGCCUAGAUCUUUAUGAGGAAGAUAAUAAUGAAAAAAAUGAAGACGAAAACAAAACAAAAAUAGAAGAUAGUGAAAAAAAACAAGCUGAAUACGAGAAAAAGUUCGAAGAUGAAGAUGAAGAUGAAGAUGAAGAUGAAGAUGAAGAUGAAGAUGAAAAGGUCAAAAAUAUUAACGAGAAUAAAGAAACUCAAACACGCCAUAAAGAUAUCCCUCUUGAAGUUACUGAUUGGGAUGAUGUUGUUCUUAUGAUAUCCAGUACUAUUCUUAAAAAACUACGGCAUACUAUUCUUAACGAACUCGGAUUCACAUGCUCCGCAGGCAUUGCGCGAACCAAGGUUUUGGCUAAACUUGCAUCUGGAACGCUAAAACCAGCUACCCAAAAUGUUGUGCGAUCUGCUGCAAUUAUAUCUUUUCUUUCACGCUUUGAAAUCACUGAGAUUGGUGGACUUGGCGGGAAGCUGGGAGAACACAUAAAGACCGCAUUACGACUUCCUCCGACCGGAUCAAUUGCAUUUAUUGACGCGAUGCCGCGUGAAGAGAUGCUUGAAAGACUAAGCCCUCAACUCACAAAACGGCUCAAAAGUCUUGCACGCGGUGAAGAAUACGCACACGUAAAUACCCGUACCGAUGUCAAGUCCAUGUCUUCGGUCAAAAACUUCACAUACUUUCCAUUGUCCAACUCUGGGAAGGCGAUUGAAUGGCUCAAGGUUUAUUCUGCAGAUUUGGCUGGCCGAGUGGUUGAACUUUCUGAAGAAUCUUUACACAAGAGUAAUUCUAGUAAAAAAAUGCCUUUAUCAUUCUAUCCGCGAACCAUUUCGCUGGGGUUUAAAAGUAAGGGCAUGUCGCGUGCACAAAAUAAACAAGCUCCGUUUCCUGUGGGUGCAACAGUUGCAACUAUUCGUGACCAACUGUUUGAGAUGGGACGCAACAUUCUUAGGGAGCUCGAAACAGCGCAGGAUUCAAGUAAGGUCAAGGCACGAUACCCAUGUGAAAUGUUGUCGCUGGAAAUUCACGGAUUUAUAAAUAAUUUAGUUGCAGGCUCUGGAGGAAACAUUAUGCGACCCAUUUCCUCAUUUUUUAAGCCUCGGUCCGCCGUGGAAGCUGAAAAACAUACAAGCCCAAAACGGGAGGGAAAUUUAAGCAAGAAUUCCAGUCCUUUUAAAAAACCAAAGGAACUAGAUGUACCAUUUCUAGAAGAAGAUGAGGACAAUGUUGAUGGUGGUGAUGAGACUCCAGGAAGCCCGACACCAAUUGCCAUUGUACAGAGUUCUUCCAAGAAAGGUUUAUGGGCUGAUGUGUCUUCUCAACCUGAUGUGAAUGGAAUCAUCCCAGAGACCAGAUCUGAAAAUGAAGAUAAUGAAAAUGAUAAUGAUGGAGAAGAUAAUGUAGACUGGGAUAAGCUUGAAGACCUAUUUGUGACAGCAAAUGGGGAAACUUCUACUACUAAAACAGUUGAAUGCCCUCGAUGUCAGCGUGCACUUAAACUUUCAGAUAUUAGUGAGCAUCGUGAUUGGCAUCUUGCACGAGACAUCGCUCGUGCACAGCGGUUAGGCAACACGUCAUUAUCGUCAUUUUUCAAGACAGCGCCCAAAUAUAAGGCUGUAGUGGACAAAGACAAGAGUAAAAGUACAAGUGGAUCUGAAUCUGUACAACCACAACGCUCUCUGAAGCUGACGACUAAAAAACCUACGCCAAUACCUAAAUCUAAACCGUCAUUUGUUUCCACAAGCAAGAGCAAUGGAGGGUCAAAAAGAAGUGCAAGUGGAUCUUUACAGAGUACGGCCAAACGUAUGAAAACGGAUAAAAAACAGACCUUUUUGAAAUUUUAA
This is a messenger RNA of Magnusiomyces paraingens, 2502 nucleotides long. RefSeq lists its product as uncharacterized. The coding region runs from base 1 to 2502 and encodes 833 amino acids. Gene Ontology annotation, biological process: error-prone translesion synthesis; response to radiation. The record is from RefSeq and is a predicted model, not a curated record. The transcript has a single exon. Gene Ontology annotation, molecular function: damaged DNA binding; DNA-directed DNA polymerase activity. Lineage: Eukaryota; Fungi; Ascomycota; Dipodascomycetes; Dipodascales; Dipodascaceae. Gene Ontology annotation, cellular component: replication fork; nucleus; site of double-strand break.